UUUUUGUUGCCGCAACAGCUGAUUGCCCGCGGUGCGUAGUCCUGUGAAUGGCAAAAGAAGUGUUCGCAUCUAAGAAGCAGCAGCGGCAGCAGCAGCAGCAAUUUCUUAGUCCAAACAGAAGAAAACGGUUUUAGUGGACGUGGAUGCGAUUUUUGUUGUAAUUUAGUAGUUACUAAUUAUUUUUUGACUUUCUCAAAACGUAUAACAAUAAACGCUGACGUUUAUUCGACGGCGCUACAUGACAGUUGCGAUUUGGCUGGCUGUGACGACUAUUGCGAGUCGAAAACGUCGGCGCAACAGUAACCGAGCCAACGUCAAGCAGCUGAGCUAACAAUACGCAACGUUGCCCUUUUCGUGUCUCGCGUGCGCCCAUGAGCAUCUGUGUCGGUAUCAGUUGCAGAAGUUUUUCGCCGCCAUCGUAAUCAGUCUGCUUGACACGUAUUUAAUUAUAUCGUAGAAAGAUAGGGAGAGACAGCCAAUCUGUGCGCACAGAAUGCGACGUCCUAACGUCAAAUGGCUGAUAAAGACGGCAGUUCUGGUCCUCUUCUCGGUAUUGUUCUUCCUGCUGAUCACCAGCUGGAUUUCGUCCACUCCAUAUACGAACCGGCCUGUGCAUCACGGCAUCGAGCCAGAGGACUCUGCACGGGCAGCGGCACUUCGAUCUGGCGAUCGACGUGUGAAAUAUGAGGAUGCUGUAAGAAUGAAAGCGCAGGCGCAAAUUGAUGAGCCACAGCAUGGAAAGCAGGACGAAAUUCUUGAUGAACAGGAUAUGGAAGACUCAGCGAAAGAAGCUGCAGAUGACGAGCAAAAUCAGGUCGAACCUGAGCAGUUUGAUGCAAAACUCCAGAAAGGCGAUGAAUCCAACUCCGAACUUCAGAUGGCUGCGCCCAUUGAUGAUCUCCAAAAACGGGACUGGCACGACUACACGGCCAUGGAACGGGAUGCCCAACGUGUGGGCAUCGGUGAGCAGGGUAAAAUAGCCAAACUGGAUGAUGAGAGUGUCCGUGAAAACGAACAAAAAGUCUCGAUAGAGAAUGGCUUCAAUGGGUUGCUCUCCGAUUCGAUAUCGGUGAAUCGCUCCUUGCCCGACAUCCGACACAUAGAUUGCCGCAAGAAGUUGUAUCUCCGGAAGCUGCCCACUGUCUCGGUUGUUAUCAUCUUUUUCGAUGAAUAUUUGUCGGUGCUAAUGCGCUCUGUGCACAGCUUGAUAAACCGAUCGCCGCCAGAGUUGCUUAAGGAGAUUAUACUCGUGGAUGAUUUCAGUGAUCGUGCCUAUCUCAACAAAGAACUGGAGGACUACAUUGUCAAUCACUUUGCUGUUGGGCUGGUGCGCGUUGUGCGUUUGCCACAACGUACGGGAUUAAUUGGUGCCCGGUCGGCGGGUGCACGGAAUGCCACAGCCGAUGUGCUCAUCUUCCUGGACUCGCACGUCGAGGCAAAUUACAAUUGGCUGCCGCCGCUGCUGGAACCGAUUGCGAUUAACAAGCGCGCGGCCGUCUGUCCGUUCAUCGAUGUCAUUGAUCACAGCAAUUUCAAUUAUCGGGCACAGGACGAGGGUGCACGUGGCGGUUUCGAUUGGCAGUUCUUCUACAAGCGUUUACCACUGCUGCCGGAGGAUCUGAAGCAUCCAACGGAGCCCUUCAAGAGCCCCGUCAUGGCUGGAGGUCUGUUUGCAAUUUCCGCCGAGUUCUUUUGGGAACUGGGCGGCUACGAUGAGGGCCUCGACAUUUGGGGCGGUGAGCAAUAUGAAUUGAGUUUCAAGAUCUGGAUGUGUGGCGGCGAAAUGUACGAUGCACCCUGCUCCCGGGUGGGUCACAUCUAUCGCGGACCACGCAAGAGUAUACCCAGCCCACGCAAAGGUGACUACUUGCACAAGAAUUACAAGCGCGUUGCAGAGGUCUGGAUGGAUGAAUACAAAAAUUACUUGUAUGCCAACGGAGAAGGCAUCUACGAACGUGUGGAUGCUGGUGAUUUAACGGCACAGAAAGCGAUACGCACGAAACUUAAGUGCAAAUCGUUCAAGUGGUUCAUGGAGAAUGUGGCCUUUGAUUUGAUGAAGAGCUAUCCGCCCUUUGAUCCGCCAGACUAUGCCAGCGGCGCCAUACAGAAUUUGGGUGAUCAAACAAAGUGCGUCGAUACACUUGGACGUAGUCGUCACAAUCGCCUUGGCAUUUACCAUUGUGCCGAUGAUCUGGUAAGGCCGCAGAGAUCGCAGUACUGGUCACUUAGCUGGAAGCGUGACUUGCGGCUGCGCCGUAAAAAGGAUUGCAUGGACGUACAAAUAUGGGGAGAGAAUGCUCCAGUUUGGUUGUGGGACUGUCACGGGCAACAGGGCAAUCAAUAUUGGUACUAUGACUAUCAGACAAAGCUGAUCAUGCACGGCAAGGAAGGCAAACGCUGCAUGGAGCUGCUGCCCUCAACAGAGGAGCUGGUGGUCAAUAAGUGCGACGUGAGCAACUCGUAUAUGAGAUGGUCCUUUGGUUUUGUGAAUAAAACAGCGCUUGACAAUUUCAAUAUAGAUUUAGAAUUAAAACUUGAAUAGUAUUAAAACCAAAAAACCGCUCGACACUUGCCAUGGUACUUAAAACGCAAUUGUGAAGUCUAAUUUUGUAUUUUAUGUAGUUUAUAUACAUAGAUAAGUACCUAGUUUUUAAGCAGAAUAUGGCCCAAAAUAUGCAAUCGCGCACAUUCCAAUUGUCAGUUGUUAAGUACUUAUAAAUAAUAUCCGACUAUAAAUGAAAUUUGACAACGUGUUUAACUUUGUUUGUCGUUUUAUUUAAUAUUAAUAUCUGGUUGCUUUCAAUACGCGUACUUUAAAUAAAUAUAAUUUUUAUGUUUUACUUCAUAUUCUUUA
Messenger RNA from Drosophila grimshawi, 2854 nucleotides. RefSeq names its product N-acetylgalactosaminyltransferase 6 (gene Pgant6). The transcript has 4 exons. Lineage: Eukaryota; Metazoa; Arthropoda; Insecta; Diptera; Drosophilidae. Bases 494 to 2542 code for a protein of 682 amino acids. The record is from RefSeq and is a predicted model, not a curated record. Gene Ontology annotation, cellular component: Golgi apparatus.